CCAUCACAUCCCUAUCUCUACUUUGCGUCUUGCCCUUCACUCGCAGCAUUACAUUGUCGGUCCUCGCCCGCCAAGCCUGUCCGUCCACACUGCUGCACCGAUAACAACAACAACAACACCACUCCGAGCCCGCGCACAUGCCCGCGAGCGACAAGAAGGAGCCAAAGAAGGGCGGCACGCCCAACAUUGCCUCGACGGCGUGCCAGCGGUGCUACCAGCGCAAGAAGAAGUGUAACCGCGCCGUACCCGCAUGCGAGGGCUGCGUCCGGUCUCGGUCCGAGUGCGUGUACGACGGCGGGAAUGCCGACACGGCUCGGCUGUAUAACAUCCUCUCUGGGCUAUCCGACGAGAACAGACGGCUGAGGGAGCGGCUGGCCGACUACGAGGGCGGGGUGGUCCCGCCCGCCGAAACGCUGUCCAAGCACGCCGUCGCGGGCAGCUGCGGCGCCUCUAGCGCGGCAUGCCUGCCGUCCCCGCCGACCUCGGCCGCAGGCGACGAGCACACGCUCGCCGAGCGCAUCGUCAAGCGCAUCUUCGUCACCCCGCUCGCGCAGGGCGACUCGGGCGGCCUCCGCGCGCGCAUCCACGAGCAGCUCGGCACGUGUGCCGACGAGGAUGUCGAGGACGCCUUGCUGGGGGGCAGCGAGAGCCUGCGCGCGCCGACGACGACGUGUGCCAUCUGGCCGUCGAAGGCGCUCGCGCGCCAGCUCAUCAAGAUGUACUUUGAGGCCACGAACCCCUUCUACCCGACGUACGACCAGGACGUGAUCAACAAGGACCUUGAGGAUUUGUACGAGACCGUCUACCCCACGUCUGGGGCCGGCGCGCCGUACAACCGCAACGGCGACGGCACGCCGGAUAUCCGCAUCUUCCAGCUGUUCAUCAUGUUCGCGAUCGGGUGUGGGCAGAUCGAGACGCGGACCAACCGCCCACGGACGGACACGGGGCUGUUGGUCGCGUUUGCGCUGCGCCAUCUGCCGGCCUUGAUGCGUGCUGAUCCCUUGACUUGCAUCUCCGGCAUCGUCCUCUAUUCGGCCUACACGUUCUCCGACUUUGCGCGCAUGAACCCCACGCAGAUCAUCGGUAUCGCCGCCGACCUGGCCCUCGAGUACGGCCUUAACCGCGACGACCCCAGCCUGCCCGAGAAGGAGCUCAACAAGCGGCGCAAGAUCUUCUGGUCGAUCUUCUGCCAGGACCGUUGUCUCUCCUUCACACUCAACCGCCCCGUGUCCAUCCCAGACGAGCUGGUGCACACGUCCCUCCCGAAAUUGUGCUGCUCUGGCGGGCACAAGCGGCUGUACUUGCACAUGGACUCGACCGAGCUAUUCCACACUGCCACCAUGCUUCGCCGGCUACAGGGCAUGGUGCUCAAUGACGUGUACCUCAACGGCAAGUCACAACCCGACCCCGAGGCCACGCUACUGCGCCUCCGGAACCACCUCGACAACUGGUACCACUCUAUGGCGAAGAACCCCAAGACUGGCCAGCCGCACGCCUACUUUGAGCUGGGGUACAACAUUGUCCUGGUGUGGCUGUAUCGCCCGUCCAACAUGUGCCCGUCGACGCCGCCACACCGGAUGCCGACGCUGAGACGCGCCGCGUACCGUGCCAUCCAGCUGUACCGCGAGGGCCAGGAGGAGGAGCGGCAGGUGGAAAACUACGUGUCGUACUGCCAGCUCGUGUGCAUGUGCGUCACGCUGGUGUACACGCUGUUAGAGGGCGAGGGCGACCCGUCCAACCUGCUGCUUAUUGCGUGGCGCCAGACGGCCCUCGAGCAGGUCGCCGCCGCCGAGGACUCGCUGGCCAAGUUCUGCGCCAACUGGCCUGGUAUCAAGCGGUUCACGCGAGCGUUUGACAACCUGGCAGCCGGCCUCAAGGCCAGGCUAGAGGAGCAGAAGCCGGGUUCGCCGCCGCCAAUGUGGGUCCUGCCCUCGACGACGAACGGGACGACGAGCACGACGCCAAACUCGAACGCGACGCCCAGUGCCAACGCCGGCAUUACGCCCGACGACGUGCCCACGACCGCCUCGACGAGCCUGCAGACUCUGCUCCCGCUCAACAUGAUGGGCGAGUACGACGAGUACUGUGACAAGUGGGCCGGGCUCGUGACUGCUGCGCCGCCCCCGCUCGACGACGGCUUCCAGCUGCAGAACCAGAGCCUCGACGAGCUGUUCUCGACGGUCGGAUUCCCGCUUGGACCGGAUGUACUCGCGGGCCUGGGCUUUGAUUUCAAGGAGUGAUGAUGCCCGAGCGAGCAUCAGGGAUGUGUGUGGACGCGGCAUGAGGCUGUGUGUGUUUGUUUGUUUAUCCUGGCGAGGUGCGGCGACCAGCACCACUCAACUGUAGCGAAAGUGUACAUUGUAGAUAUGCACGGGGUUGUGUGUG
Messenger RNA from Vanrija pseudolonga, 2385 nucleotides. RefSeq names its product Protein STB5. The transcript is spliced from 7 exons. Bases 138 to 2240 code for a protein of 700 amino acids. Gene Ontology annotation, biological process: positive regulation of transcription by RNA polymerase II; DNA-templated transcription. Lineage: Eukaryota; Fungi; Basidiomycota; Tremellomycetes; Trichosporonales; Trichosporonaceae. The record is from RefSeq and is a predicted model, not a curated record. Gene Ontology annotation, molecular function: DNA-binding transcription factor activity, RNA polymerase II-specific; zinc ion binding; sequence-specific DNA binding.